Molecule: messenger RNA, 828 nt
Organism: Penicillium subrubescens
Lineage: Eukaryota; Fungi; Ascomycota; Eurotiomycetes; Eurotiales; Aspergillaceae
Product: oxidoreductase DltE
Exons: 2
Coding region: 1-828 (275 amino acids)
Cellular component (GO): membrane
Molecular function (GO): oxidoreductase activity
Source: RefSeq, a predicted model, not a curated record
AUGUCCGAACGAAUCAGGACGAUCCUCAUCCUGGGCGCCGCCAAAGGCAUCGGCGAGGCCAUGGCCCGGCGGUUCCACCAUCUGGGCAAGACGGUCAUCGUUACGGGCCGCCAGGUGGAAGAGGAUCAAUUAGCCCAACUUGCAGAGGACUUGCCUGGUUUGGAAUACCGCGUGUGGGAUUUGACCCAUCUCGAGACGCUGGGUACCCAAGUCCAGCGCAUCUUGACCGACUUUCCCACCCUCGACACCGUCUUUGUCAACGCCGGCAUCCAGUCCCACUACCAGCUCUUCCAGGACCCCCCGCCGGACCAUGCCGACGUCCUCGCCGAGUUGAUGACGAACCUGGCAGCCCCAAUUCUCGUCGCCCACGCCUUUGCCCACCACCUGCUCGCGCAGGCCCGUGCCGGCACGCCCACGACGCUCUUCCUCACCAGCUCCUCCCUCGCCUACUUCCCCGUUGCCUUCUAUCCCGUCUACUGCGCCACCAAGGCGGGUAUCGCGGCGUUCACCAAGAGCCUUCGGGCCCAGCUACAGGAGACGGGCUGUGCGGCGAUGAACAUCGUCGAGGUGGUGCCGCCCUACGUGGAUACGGAGUUGAACGCGGCGCAUCGGUGGCAGACCGAUCGACUCCAAGGGGGCCCGGACAAGGCGGUCCAACCAAUGCCGCUGGAGCAGUAUAUCGACCAGUUCUUUAGGGCCUUGCAAGCGGGGAAGGGGCCGGAUGGGUCGCUACGGGAGGAGAUUGGGGUGGGCUUUGGGGCUCGGGGGGCAGAGGUGUGGCGGGAUGGGUGGCAGCGGCUGCUCCGUGCGUCGGGCAUGGCGGAGUAA